CACCACCGCAUUUUGUCUUGAUGAAGCAAUAACGUUAGUUCGUGAAUAUAAAUGAAAGAAGUGCUUAUUGCACAAAUCAAAGCUGCCUCGGAUUCAAACUUUCUGCUAUUCUGUUUCCGCCACUGUUCGGCCAUGAAGCGUACCUCUUCACGAUCUGCGGAAGCCUCUGCUGCGAAGCAAGCUAAACUAGCCGAGGAUGAUCUCUUAGCUGGCACUGGAGAGUGGCGUACUAUUGGCACGGCGACGAAAGGUGUUUGCCCUCUUUUAUAUCGCAAAGACUCCACUACCAAGUCCUCAAAGGUGAUAGCAGGCUUUGAUUUAGAUUGGACAGUUAUUGCUACCCAGAGCGGACGGCAGUUUCCAACCGGACCUUCGGACUGGAAAUUUCUGCGAGCAGACAUUCCUGGAAAGCUGCGCGCACUGCAUCAAGAUGGAACGCGAGUUGUGUUCUUCACUAAUCAAGCAGGAAUUGCCAAGGGAAGGACGUCAGCCAAAGAUUUUCAAAAGAAAGUGGACACAAUCGUCAGCAGGCUGGGUAUUCCCGUGGAGGUGUUAGUUUCGACCGGUGAGAGCAACUACCGUAAACCGAGUCCCGACAUGUGGCAUUUCAUCGUGAAAGAAAGCAACGAUGACAUAGACGUGGACAUGGAACGUUCAAUCUAUGUCGGUGAUGCUGCGGGCCGGCCGAAAGCAUGGAAGAAAGACGCAAAGAAGGAUUUCUCCUGCUCCGACCGGAUGUUUGCCGCUAACAUCGGCGUGCCAUUUAAAACACCGGAUGAGUACUUCUUCGGUGAAAAGGCAGCACCGUUCUCCUGGGGUACUGAAAACCCUGCUGCAGUCCUGGAGUCAGCCGAAACGAUGCCGGAUAUCGAUAUCCCAAAGGAACCCGAAGUCGUCGUUCUGGUCGGCAUGCCUGCGUCGGGCAAGUCCACGUUCUCGCGGCGCUACUUCGUGGAGCCGCACGGCUACGUGCAUGUAAACCGCGACACACUUGGCACGCAGGAGAAGUGCUUGCGUGCGGCACGCGACGCACUGGCCAACGGCAAGAGCGUCGUCGUGGACAACACCAAUCCGACACCGGCCGGACGCCACGACUUCAUCAAGGUGGCCACGGACGCCAAGAAGCAGGUGCGGUGCUUCUACCUGGACACGCCGCGCGAGCUGGCGGCGCACUUGAACUACUACCGGCAGAACCUCUCCAAGGGCGUCGAUCGUCGCAUACCGGACGUGGCCUACAACACCUACAAGAGUCGCUUCCACAUGCCCAGUACUGGGGAGGGGUUCGCCUCCGUCACAGUCGUUCCGUUCGUGCCUCAGUUCUCUUCCGAUGACGAGAAGAAGCUGUUCCGACUGUGGACGUAGGCAAGGAGUUGUCCGUCGGCCUGAAACUUGCUGGCAUUGGUUAUUAUGAAGUACUAUGGGUACUAGCACCCGUGUGUCUGUGUGAGUGAGCUUGGUCGCUACCAUGGAUGAAGUUGCAGCAAUGCUCCGCUCCGUGAUGUAGGUGCAGGUGAUUUCGUUGCACCCAUCUAUGUGCCCGUCACUCUGAGAGAUCUUGAGGUUACGCCCAGUUCAUCUUCCCUAGUGCUCAUCGUACGUUGUUGUCAAACAUGACAUGGUACCGAUGUGAUUGUUUUGUGUAUGGCCCUUUGGUACAUGCUAGUGCAGCUGAUGUCAACGGACCGUGGUGUGUGCCAGGUUUGCCACGAUUCCAGUGUUCUCGUACGUUUUUGUUUCUCUCUGUUUCCAUGAACAACGUACCGCUGGAGUCUGUUUCCGACUCCAUGAAAGCACUGGUAUUGACGUUGCUGUGUGCUCUCUACUGGCAGUUGUAUAGAUAGUUUUUUUUUACUGAUACCUGUCCUGUUUCUUUCGUUGAAGGGGCCAUGCUGGCUUUGGUCUGUCCACGUUUGAAGUUUGGCAGCUUACCUGGCCUCACUGACUGUUUCUUGCUUUGACAUUUCUGACUUAUUUGAUCCCAUGCAUGACAAGUAACGUUGCAAGUCGAUGUACUAGUACCAAUAUGAUGUGCACUCUCUGUGCCGACCGCAUGGUGUGGUAGUGCCCUUCGUGUGUAUGCCGUAGUGACGCACAUAAAGGGCCCAUGCGCUUAUGAGUGAGUUUUGCGUUAUUUGCUAUAUUUUGGGUCAUCUUGUCUCACACAUAGGCGCAUGCGCUUGAGUUGCUUGUGUACCGGUCGGUGCCUUGGAUAAUUAUGCAUAUACUGCAAUACCGCACUGCACAUUAAACUAUG
Sycon ciliatum is the source of this 2254-nucleotide messenger RNA. RefSeq lists its product as uncharacterized. Lineage: Eukaryota; Metazoa; Porifera; Calcarea; Leucosolenida; Sycettidae. The transcript has 2 exons. Gene Ontology annotation, biological process: DNA repair. The record is from RefSeq and is a predicted model, not a curated record. Gene Ontology annotation, molecular function: ATP-dependent polydeoxyribonucleotide 5'-hydroxyl-kinase activity; polynucleotide 3'-phosphatase activity; double-stranded DNA binding. Bases 52 to 1362 code for a protein of 436 amino acids.